AUGUUGAGAAAAGGAAGUGCAUCAUCAGUUGUAAGAGCAAGGGAAUGGAAUGGUGAUAUCGCCUCUUCCGAAUCGAUGAACUCAACGACAUCACAUAGAAAAACAACGAAAACAACAUCCUCAAAUGCAAACGCAAUUUCAAAUUCAAAACAAAUUUCAUCACCAACACCUAGGAGUGGGAACCAAAAAAAGGUAUCUCAUCAAACACUUGAAAAUUUACUUGACCAUUCAAAAACGAAUACAGUGUUGUCUCAAGCAAAACUAAAAACUAAGGAGACUACCAACAAGGUGGACAAGCUUGCAUUAGAAACUGUAAUUUUAGAGGAAGAACUGAACAGAUUGAAAUCAAAUAUUAUGAAAGAAAAGGAAAAUUGGAAGAAUGUUCCAAAACAAGGUAUUUGGAAAAGUUCCCAAAAAAUACGAGACAACAUGUCAGGCCAUUCUCCAUUAAUGUCCACAAAAUCGAAUAGCUCCCAACGAGAUAGACGGCCGUCGUCGUCAAGCUCUAGUUAUACUGGAGAAGGGAAGGUCAUUAAAAUAAGGUCAUCUGUGACAAACUUUCAGGUCAUUGGUGAGCAAUCCUGCAACAAAGAUGCACCACAACCACUUAAAACAAAGCCCAUACCCGGAACAGUUUAUGAGGAAAUUUGCGAAUUGCCAGAAAAUGCAUCAAGAAAUAGUGAAAAUCAAUUACAAACAUACCCAAAACAAACAAAAUUGGCUGAAGGUCAAUACGAUGAAGCCCUGCAACAGAAAUUAUUUCAAGAAGCUGUCAGAUCUUGGCGAGAGGGUUCCCAAACACAAGCUGAGGAGAUGCCUAAUUCAACGACAGGAGGUGGCCUUCUGAGGCAAGGUGAUUACGACGAAGAACUUCAACAAAGAUUAUUCAGAGAUGCCGUUGCGGCUUGGAGAGGAGAAUCAAAACCUCAAGUCACAAAACCAGCAACAAGCAAUGCAGAGACAUCAUCUGACCCGUUCGUGGAAAAGAAAUCAAGCGGUCUAUCAAUGUUUCAGACUGAGUUUGUGGAAAACUUAUGUAAUGCAACAAGAUAUACCUACUUUGACAAGCAUUUUCGAAGUAAAUAA
Naegleria lovaniensis is the source of this 1086-nucleotide messenger RNA. RefSeq lists its product as uncharacterized. The record is from RefSeq and is a predicted model, not a curated record. Lineage: Eukaryota; Heterolobosea; Eutetramitea; Acrasida; Naegleriidae. Bases 1 to 1086 code for a protein of 361 amino acids. The transcript is spliced from 2 exons.